GGCAUCAGGGAAUCACUUCACAAUUUAGUAAGGAAGAAAACUAUCCGGUGCUUUGUCGGCUGGAAUCACUUACUCCAAAAUGCCUACCAUUGCCGUUAAUAAGGAAGAGUUGUUCACGUCACUUGGAAAGACGUACACAUUUGAAGAAUUCAAUGAGCUCUGUUUUGAGUUUGGUUUGGAGGCUGAAGAGCCGGAGGAGGAAGAACUUAAACAAAAUCCAGAGCUGGCAUCAGAAUUCAAGGUGGACAUACCAGCCAACAGAUAUGACUUACUGUGUAUUGAAGGAUUGACUCGAGCGCUUAAAGUUUUCCUUGAAAAAAUAAAGGCUCCUAGGUAUGAAGCAUUGGAACCAAGUGCUGACAAGUUACAGGAACUUAUUGUACUACCGUCUACAGCCCAGGUCCGUCCAUUUGCUGUAGCUGCUGUCCUUAGAAACAUCACCUUCACUCCAAAAAGAUACAAAAGCUUCAUUAAUCUCCAAGAUAAAUUACAUCAGAAUCUGUGCAGGAGAAGAACUCUGGUUGCUAUAGGAACUCAUGACCUUGACACAUUACAGGGACCAUUUCUGUAUGAUGCCCGGCCUCCAGCAGACAUUAAAUUUAAAGCUCUAAAUCAGGAAAGAGAGAUGACGGCUCCUGAACUGAUGGACCAUUAUUCGAGUGACAAUCAUUUGAAGCAGUUUCUGCCAAUAAUUCAGGACAAACCGGUUUAUCCCGUCAUCUACGACCAGAAUGGCGUUGUCCUGUCUAUGCCACCAAUCAUUAAUGGAGAUCACAGUAAGAUCACAUGUAACACUCGGAAUGUGUUCAUAGAGUGUACCGCCACGGACUUGACAAAGGCCAAGAUGGUCAUUGACACUCUGGUCGCUAUGUUUUGUGAAUACUGUGAUCGACCCUUCACAGUAGAGAAGGCCAAGGUGACAAUGCCAGAUGGAACCUCUGCUUUCUACCCUGAGCUUGGAUACAGGAUGGAGGAUGUGAACGUGGACAUUAUCAAUCGUAAUGUCGGAAUUAAAAUAACUCCAGAGGAAACUGCACGCUUACUGACACGGAUGUGUCUGGCGGCCGAGGUCACGGAUGGCGGAGCACAAGUGAGGGUCGAGGUCCCUCCCACUCGUCAAGAUGUCAUUCAUGCCUGUGAUGUAGUUGAGGAUGUUGCAAUAUCCUAUGGUUUUAACAACAUCAAAAAGACUAUUCCAAAGACCAACACAGUAGCUAAUCAGUUACCCAUCAACAAACUAACAGAUUUGCUACGACUAGAAAUGUCAGCCGCUGGCUUCACAGAAGUCCUUACAUUUGCUUUGUGCUCAAGGAGUGAUGUGUCGGACAAGCUACGGAAACCCAUAGAAGAGGCCAAUGCUGUACACAUCGCAAACCCAAAGACUUUUGAGUUCCAGAUUGCUAGAACCUGUCUGCUGCCCGGCGUGCUGAAGACCAUUGGUAAUAACAAAUCCAUGCCCCUACCCCUCCGCCUGUUCGAGAUCUCUGAUGUUGUGUACCAAGAUAAAACAAAAGAUGUCGGAGCCAGGAAUGACCGACGACUGUGUCUAGUCAACUACAACAAGUCCUCUGGGUUUGAGAUUGUGAAAGGGAUGCUUGACCGUGUGAUGCAGCUCUUAGAGGUUCCCAUGACAAAUGACAACAAUGGCUACCACAUCCGAGAGAGUCCAGAUCCUACAUAUUUCCCUGGGAGGAGUGCUGAGAUUGUUCUUCGAGGAAAAAAGAUAGGUCACAUCGGUGUCCUUCAUCCUGAGGUUAUCACGAAGUUUGAGCUCACUAACCCCUGUGCUGCCCUCGAAAUCACCAUAGAACCCUUCCUAUGAUGGUGUACAUCAGUAAUUUUAUCAUGGACAACCUUGAAAAAUACUGCAAAAUGCUGAAAAAGUCUCAGUCUUUUAUACCUCUUAUGGAUUCUGUUUUAGAAAUUACAGUUUGAUGAAUACACAACCAAAAUACAGGUGUUUUGCGAUAUUAUGAUUACUUGCGGUGUUGAUAAACUGCCUUAUAAGGUCAGUGUUGUUUUGAGAAGUAUCGUUACGAGGACAAUGUUGUUAUGAGGACUGUUGUAUUGGGGACAGUGUUGUGUUAUGAACUGUGCCAUUAUGAAGACAACAUAGUUGUGCGAGCUGUGUCAUUACCAGGACAAUGUCAUUAUGAGAACAGAGUUUGGUCCCUUUACAAUGAUGACAGAACACCACUUGCUUGACCAGUGCAAUAUAACUUGGUUGAUUUAUAAUGGCUGCAGGGUCAACGAGGAUGCGGUAGUCAGACUACUAGUUAAGGUCAAUGUUAAGCAUUUAUUACGUAAGAAGAGAUGACAGGUUAUUGGUAUGCUGAGGAACAUGAAAAGUAAACAAGAUCAGCAUCUUAAGACAAAACUCAGCUUCAAGAUUUAAGAAAAUUUAUAAGACGUCUUCUCUGAAUGUUAACAGUCUGUGACUCACGCUGCUGUGAUUGUGUGGGAUGUUAACACUAAGUCUGUGACUCACGCUGCUGUGAUUGUGUGGGAUGUUAACACUAAGUCUGUGACUCACGCUGCUGUGAUUGUGUGGGAUGUUAACACUAAGUCUGUGACUCACGCUGCUGUGAUUGUGUGGGAUGUUAACACUAAGUCUGUGACUCACGCUGCUGUGAUUGUGUGGGAUGAGUGGGUAGCAUCCUCACAGGGAAGAUUAUACAUGUUUAGGUUUUAUUUCAUGAGUAUAAUACAAUGUAAUUACAAACACUGUAUAAGCACAUUCUGUCUAAUAGAUUAGAAUCUUCUAGUUAAAUGCACUAUGAUCUCUCUUCAUAACAUUGCUUUUUGUCUACGUAACAAAUUUUUAAUUAAAACUAUAAAAUUACACUGCCACAAAGCAUGUCGGAUAGAGUGUUAGGGUUCAUUAUUGUGUAAAACAUAUAGUCCACCAUCACUGAGGUUGUAAACACAUCAUUAGACCUAUUGGCACCACUUCUCCUGUUAUUGAGAUGUCGCAGGAUAUUUAUGUCUCUAGGCUGUCAUAUUGAUCAAACAUUUCUUGACCUCGUAUCAAAAUAUCAACAGGUAGUUGAACUAGAAAUGCUGUGUGAAGAUGCUCUUCACAAGCUGUGUGGUAUGGUUAUGAAAUACCAGAAUUUUUCUGCAGAAAGCAUGCCAGUUUUUUAACAGUAUCUUUUGGGAUCAAUUUCUACUACAGGUACUUUAUUUUGAUCUAUACUGCAUUAUUGCAUUAGUAGAUUCUCACAACUUGUUAAAGACUUUAGUUAUAGAUGUGUUAAGGGACAAUGACUGAUAUCUCACACCUGGUGGAUCCAGAGAAAUGGUUGGUGAUACUGUCAUUCUCCUGCCCACCUGUCAUCUCAGGAUUAUACCACACCAAGUAGUUGUUACAUCACCUGUGUGAUGAAUUAGUGAUAACAAAGCCAUGUGUCGUCAGACCAGAUUGUCCUUUCAAUAUCCUGUUGACUAAGGGCCCAUAUUCAUAUGGAGGACAUAGAUAGGCCAGUUACCUGUGGUGUUCACUUUUCAUUGUCCUAACGACAAGCGACCUAUAUUCACGUGGAGAGCACAGGUAGGACAGGCCAAUGGUUGUUGGAGAAUUACCAGCUGUUGUUAUAGAAGAAGCAUACAACAAGUGGGCUUAUUGUAGAAUUAUAUUAGUAUUCCAGGUAACAGUUAACAUGACCUGUUUUUUCUGUCUGACUGUAAAAGUGAGAAUGUCUUUGGUUCGUGAGUAAUUUCUUGGACUAGAGAAAUUCCUUAGUUGCCUGUGCUAUUUAUUUGUGCUAUUUAAUAAAAUGUACACCAUGUAAUAAAUCUUAUGAUACAUGUA
Molecule: messenger RNA, 3811 nt
Organism: Ylistrum balloti
Lineage: Eukaryota; Metazoa; Mollusca; Bivalvia; Pectinida; Pectinidae
Product: phenylalanine--tRNA ligase beta subunit-like
Exons: 19
Coding region: 80-1822 (580 amino acids)
Biological process (GO): phenylalanyl-tRNA aminoacylation
Cellular component (GO): cytoplasm; phenylalanine-tRNA ligase complex
Molecular function (GO): magnesium ion binding; phenylalanine-tRNA ligase activity; ATP binding
Source: RefSeq, a predicted model, not a curated record